Messenger RNA from Alternaria arbusti, 1392 nucleotides. RefSeq lists its product as uncharacterized. Bases 1 to 1392 code for a protein of 463 amino acids. The transcript has 3 exons. Gene Ontology annotation, molecular function: protein binding. The record is from RefSeq and is a predicted model, not a curated record. Lineage: Eukaryota; Fungi; Ascomycota; Dothideomycetes; Pleosporales; Pleosporaceae.
AUGCUCAUGCUGGCCUGCGACGAUGGCGACGUUAUUAUAUAUCGAACCCGAGAGAUCCACCGAGCGUUGGAACGGCGCACCAACGUGCAGGAGCCUGCUGACGAGGACGGUGUCCAUAUAACGAUAAUCGCAUUUGCGCUCGCUUCCGAUAACGGAUUGGAAGUCUCAGACCACGAUACCAAGCUUGGUUUCCCACACAGCAGAAGAGAGAACAACGUCUUUACCCUUCAGGCGACGAACAAUGUUCCCGCAGUAUCAUUCUACGGUGACUCCGGUCGCUGGCUUUUGAGCAGCUGCAUUGAUGGCAAGACAUCGAUGUGGGACUUGUACACCAAGCAGGAGGUGGCUACAUUCCAGUUAGGCUGGUGCGCAAGCGCAAGCAAUCUCUCGAAGCCGCCUCGUUACAUAUCUCACAGGUUCCUGUGCGACUGUCCGGGCGCGCAAAAUGUUCUCCACGGAGCCUGGGGUACUAUAGCGUUGGACACGCGAUCCGCAUACGAGUUACCGUUGGACGAAGACUGCGACUUCAUAGAUGUCUCCGACCAGAAGAAACGUUUCAAAGUUUCCGAAACCACCUCUCAUCAAUAUCAUCCCGACACAGACGACGAAGAGGACAGUACAGAUGACGAAGAAAUCGAAGCAGUCAGCGAAGCGACCGAGACAGACAACGACGAAGAAGAUAUUGAUUCGAAUCACCAGCUUCUCGGGAUGACCUUUGAGGAGUUGGCUCAAUCUUUUGGCAUAAGUGAGACGCUGUUGUCUUCCAUUCGACCCGGAACAUUGCGCAGCCCUAACAGAGCGCCGUAUCGCCUGACUGAUGACUUGAGGCCUAUCGCAGAACAGAUGGGUGGCCCAUUCUUAAUCUUCACCAAAGAGGACGUAUUCCUCAUCCAAGGCCUUUCCGCAACAUCACUCAAUGUGCCUCUCAAGCCCAUCGUCGCGAUAAGACGACCGCUACAUCCAGGCCGAUGGGUAGACUACCUCAUGUCUUGCGACCGACACUGCUUCUUCUCCCAGAUACCCGAGCUGGGCGUCUUCAUAGUCGGUUCUCCGGCGGGCCGUGUCGGCGUCUUCAGUCUGUACUAUACUAGAGACGAGAACACUGGGGAGCCGCGGUAUGGCUUUGAACUUGAAUACCUUCUGCCGUUUCGGUCAGGCAAUGAGACGGAGAUAGCGGGAGGGCCGAAUGAACGGCUGCUUGGUGUGGCUGUAGCGCCUUUACAAGGCAUGUUUGACACUUCAGAAGAUAUCGAAGUACCGGAUCAAGAAGGGUUCACUAAGCCUCGCCGAUGGCGCUUAUUGAUGUACUAUAUGGAUCAUACUGUAUUGAGCUUUGAGUUAUCGAAGCGGACGGUGGGUGAGUCGCCAAGCUUGGAUGACAUGGUCGUUUAG